UCUAAAAUGGCGGUACCUAGUCGGCUUUGAAAUGUUUACGUGCUGUUGGGUUUUUAAUUAAAAAAGUAAAUAUAUAUAUAUUAUUUACUGGGAUUUUGCAGAUAAACAGGAUUACAAGGAACAAAAAUGGAUUCGGUGGUAGGGGAGGAUCAAACGCUGCCGUUUGACAUUAAUGGAAGCUGUAGACUCCCGGACUCGCUGAACAGUGCAGACAUCACUAUUGACAACAUGACAGCUCCCCUAUUCCCUGGGCAGAAGAUGUCUCCAACCAAAGCCAUGACCAUGAAAGACUAUGAGAAUCAAAUUACAGCUCUAAAAGAGAACUUUAACUUGAAGCUAAGAAUCUACUUCCUGGAGGAGCACGUGCAGCAAAAAUGUGACGAUUCUACCGAAGAACUUUACAAAACGAACAUUGAGUUGAAGGUGGAGGUGGAAUCUAUGAAGAGAGACCUUGCUGAAAAACAGGAACUGCUCGUGUCUGCAUCGAAAGCAUUAGAGAGUUUAGCGAACAGAGAUUCAGGAGAAGGCCUGAGGGAGCGUUCUCAGAGAGAGAUGAAUUCACUUAGAGAAGCAUUCGAUGCCCGGAUAAAAGAUUUGGAAGAGUCUCUGCGUUGUGCAGAGGAAGAAGUAGAGAAGAUGGCUACAAUUGCUGAGCAAGAGAAGUUGAGAAGUCUAGGUUUGGAGAAAGAACUCAAAGCUGCUGUUCAAUCAGGACCUUCGCACAGUGCUGGCUCCGCCCCUGAGCUUGAUCACAAACUACAGGAGGCUCUGCAGGAGAAAGACCAGCUGAUUGAGCACUUUAAGGAAUCCAUCAAAAACCAGAAUGCUCUGAUUGAAGAGCUUCAGAAGAAAGACCAGUACCAGCCUAUCGCAGAGCAGGUGGUUCAGCUUAACACACUGAUUGACCAAAAGAAUGCAGAAGUACAGGCUCUAAAAGACGAAUUAGAUCGUGAGCGAGAAAAAGCAGAGAAGGAGAACAAGGUGUGUGUGGUGAAGCAGGAUGAAUUAAACCUGCUGCAGCAGAAAACCAGACAGCUGGCUGAAGAGCUUAACUCGGCUAAAAGCAGCAGUCAAACACUAAGACACAGGCUGGAGGAGAUUGACCGAGAGAACAAGACCCUUUCUGGACAACUGGAGGAGAGGGAGAGUGAUCUAGCUGCCCAAAAGAAAAAUGCCCUGAAACGAGACAAGACCAUUCAGGGCCUGAGCAUCCUACUUAAAGAGAAAGAACGACAGGUGGAUGAGUUGUAUGGGAAUUUAGAGGAGAAAGAUCAAGCCUUAACCAAGGCUAGGGAAGCUCUCCACAAAGCUCAGCUACAGAAAUAUCAGGGCGGUGAGGAACAACAGGCCCUUUUGCAGUCACAGCAUGCUGAGCUGUCUCGUCUGCAGGCGGAGUGCCAUUCAUCACUUCUGGAGCUUCAGAGACUGCAGCGUGUACUCAGCAGCAAAGAUGCACAACUGGAACUACUGCAGCAGGACAAACAGCAGCUGGAGAAUGAGCUGGAGCUGCUUCAGCAGCAAAAAAGGAAAGGAGACAAGACCAUUAAUGACCUGCAGAACCAACUGAAAAAGCUGAAUGGAGAGCUGGCAGAGCGUCAAAACCUUCUAGAACAUCAGUCUGUAGCGCAGCAAGAACAAGCCCACACAACAGAACAUAAGCUGCAGAGCACGAUACAACAUCUAACCACUAGCCUCACAAAGAAAGAACUGCAGCUACAGGAAUACAUGAGCAUGGUGCAGGAUCUGGAGCAGGACCGGGCUCCUGCAGGAAGUGAUGUUAUGCUGGCCAAGCUCAAAGAAAAGCUGAGGGACAAGGAGAAGGCUCUAGAGAAAGCAUUAGAUGAAAAGUUUGUGGUGGUAGAGGAGAAGGAGAAUGAAAUUCAUCUGCUGCAGCUGAGCAUGAGAGAGAAGGAAAGAGAGCUGGAGCGCCUCAAUAACCUGCUCACUUACAAUGAGGAGACGGUUAAUAACUUCGACACAUUAUUGAAGGAGAAAGACAUGGAGUUGCAGCAACUGCUGAACUCGUUCAAAAAUCUGCAGCGCUCCAAACAGGAGAGUGAUGAGAACCUGCAGCGAGCUCUGAGAGAGAAAGAUUCCAUCAUCCAGCAGCUCCAACACUCACUGCAACAACGACAAGACAUCGAGGACAUGGCUAGUACAGUUCUUAGUCAUUCAGAGUCUCAGGGACAUGAUCUUAAAGAGCAGAUGGGCCAGAGGUUAAAGGUCACAGAGGCGAUGUUGGCUGAGGCAGUAAAGCACAGAGAGCGUCUGGUGUGUGAAAACCAGACAGCUGUGGAGAACCUGCUUGCCACCAUCAGUAGCAAAGACCACCUUCUCAAGGAGAGUGCGGAGCGACAUGCACAGGCUCUUUCUGAUCGGUCGGCCGAGUUACAGGAUCUACGCAGACAGCUCGCAGACACCCGGCUGCAACUCAGCAACAUUCAGCAUAUCAGUGCUGCUCUGAAUGAAAAGGAUGCACUCAUCAACAAGCUUUUGGACCAUGCUCAGGAGAGAGACCACAAUCUGAAUGAGACAAAGGUGGGUGAGGCUCUACUCCCUCAGGUGGUAGAGCUCAGACAUACCAUCAAUGUGCUGCAACAGAGAUUGAAAGAGAAAGAAGCUGAGCUGUCCCAGUACAGUGAGGAGAACAUGGUGACAUCUCUGGCAGGCAAUAAGAAACCUGCUGUUAUUCUGAAGAAAGAGCUUGCACAGAAAACAGAUGCUCUCAACAGUGCUCUAAAAAGAGAAAACCAGCUCAAGAUAUCUCUUGCUGAGCUUCAGUCCUCUGUGUCAGACCUGGUGGCCCGACUAGAGUCUCUCCAAUGUUCAAUCAGUACUAAGGAUGAAAUUAUUACUGAAUUACAGCAGCGUUUGGCCCAGAUGGGGGAGAGGCAGUCAGCUUCAACACUUGACCACCUCUCCUGGUAUGGGGACGAGCUCAGCUUCCGCUCUCUUCCUCAGAGGGAGAGAACCAUCAUAGGGGGAGAUAGACAGCAGCAGAAGAUGUCGUCUCUGGGGGACCUGUGCUCAGAGCAGGCAGAGCUAAAUCACAUUCUCAGGGAAGAACAGCAGCUCUAUACCAAGCUUGUUCAUGCAGUCCGAGAGCCAGACAGUGCCCAGCGGCUGCAAUCACUACAACUGGAACUGGCUACCGUGGCAAUCCUCAGGCAGCAGUUAGAAGAUGGCGUGCGUAACAACAACGAGCUCCGAGAGCAGCUGCGCCAAGAAAUCCAGAGAGUUAAUCAGAGAGAAGGUGCAGACCCUGCUGAGCUGGAGAAUAUGCGAGAUGCUCUAGAAGAAGCUCAGCGCUGGAACGCAUCUCUACAAGCCAGACUCGGCCAGAUCCAGAACAGAGGUGGAGGAGUAGGACAGGCCAAUGACAUGGACGACACACUGAGUCUGAUUGGCGAGCAGACAUCCUAUAUGAGUAUAUGUGUAGGAGAGGGGCCAGAGGAGGAGCUACAGCAGCUCUCUGUGGAACAACUAAGGCUGAAGGUCUCUGAGCUGCAGACUUUAAAUGCAGAGCUGCAGAAAAAGUUAGCACUGGAAGAGAGAAGCCUUAUAGGCAAUGCUCAGAGAGAGUCACUGGAACAAAAAAACCUUGGCUUUUCACUCCCCAGCAAGCAGCCGCAGGGACUAGCCAGCCUACUAGACGUAGAUGAGAGUCUAACUGCCGCCAGUAUGACGGAGAUAGCUGAUGAAGGUCUUGAAGCCCAUAGAAGGAUGGCUGCUUCUCCUUUACCAUCCCAAAUAAAUGAUGAUGGAAACUCCCCACAUGCUCCUGGACACCAGGGUGAGAAUGAACGGGUAGAACUUGCAUCCUUGCUUAGAGACUGUGGAGCAGAAUCUGUUUCUGAGCUCAGGGAGCAGGUUAAUAAACUUCGUUCCGAAAUGUCAAAGCUCGGUGUGCUCCUGAAGGAAGAAAACGCCGUCGAGUCUAAAGAGAGUGCGGAAAGUUCCGGAGAGAACGACAGCCAUGCUAACCUCCACCGGACUGUGCAGACCCUCCGCGCAGAAGCUCGAAGUCACCGCAAGGUUGUUCGUCUAUUGAAGGAACAGCUACAGCGCAAUACGAAAGCAAAAGCAGAAAGUGGGCCAGGGUUUAACCCGGAACUGAUUGACAGCAUGGCUCCUAAGAGUCCGAGGGAGGAGCACGAGGCCACUCGGAGACAUUCUGCCAGUUUGGAGGACAGGUUGAUGGAAAUACAGAAAAGAGAUAAAGGAAGAAACAAGGACCGAGAACAUGAAGAAGAGCAAGAAAGCAAAAGGAAAGGCAGACGAGACCAAAGCAGGAAAUUGAACAAAAGUCUGAAACAUGCAGCAUCCUCCAAAUCACGGCUGCCCGUAGCAGUGAGACCUACAAAGCAAAGGGACAGGCAAGAGCUGACUGAUCGAGAUACAGAGGAAAGUACUGAGCUGCUUAGUACCACAGACUCUGAGCAGUUUACGCAAAGGAGCAAAGGUCUCAGUAGGACAGCACGCCAACGUUCUCCAAGCAGUAGCAUUGAGACUCUUUGGGAUUCUGAUGCUAGACAAUAUAUGCACACUGAGACUAAACAAAACUGUGAUGCCAGACAAAAUUCAAGGAAUAUGUCUGAGAUUCCACAAUCAGAACUCUUAUCUCAGCUGGAGUUACUGAACCAGGAGUGCCAAGAGAAGGAAGAGCUUAUUUCCCAACUUCAGUUUCAGAUGCAGAAUUGGGAAGGGCUCCAAGCUGAGCUUCAGGAAAAGAAACGAUUGAAUGCUCAGUACCUUGAAGCCUUGCAUGCUGCAAAGUCCACAAUUGCAUACCUUACAGCUUGCAACCUGGAUUCUGAAAGCGGCCUGGGCCAAUCUGGAUUGGCAUCUAAUUCCUCACUGCAGCAGCAGUGCACUGAGCCUCAACGAGUUGUGCAGGAAAAAGAUCAAUUUAACGUUCAGCUACUAGAAUUCCUAAACACAGCUGAAGUCGCCAUUGCAUCACUGACCUCAUUUAAUCAGCCUGAAAGCUUUUCCUCUCGCCAGAAUGACCCACAAGCCUUGUGUGAGAGACUUGAGGGCCUGCUCAGCCAGAUGAAGGCCUUGCAGAAACAAGGAAAAUCCUCCGCAAGCACUCCUAAGGAGUUGCAUUUGCCGGAUGGAAAUUCAGUGUCAGAAUUGCAACGUCAAGCCGAGACCCUUCAGGAGUCCCUGUUGCAACAGUGCAGGCUUAAUCCAGAGUUGCAGGAAAAGUUUAGGACUACAGAAGAAACGAUUACCAAAAUGUUUGCCCAGCGCAACAGCCCUACAAACGACCAGGAGCUGAUUUGCAACCACAAAGCCACAAGUCCACAAGAGGAGACGAUACAUGAACAUGAAAAGAAUCAGCAUAGAUUGGUUGCAUGUCUUUUGGAGUAUAUUUUAGCAGCAGAACAAACAGCGGGCUCUCUUGCAGAUUACGGUUCCAGGUCAGAUCAACUUCUGCAUGGUUCUGACAGCUUGCCCAACACAGAGCUUGAACAGAAUUUGAACAGGCUUCAGAAGGCAGUUCUGGAAAGAGACAGGGUUUGGCCUCCUGGCAGCACAGAUAUGAGUCACAGCACUAUUGUGGACCCACUCCAACACAAACCAGUACUCCAGAUUUCAGGUGCUGCGCAACAGAAGACAAGCACCCCGAUUCCCCAAGGACAGCAGAAACAGGGGCAACAGAAUAUAUUAGAAACAUGGGAUCCUGAUCAAUCAGGAAGUCCACACCCAAACCUUUAUAAAAGUCUAACAUUGCUUGUCCAGAUUGUUAAACAGCAUGCUCAGAAGGUUUGGGAGCUGGCGGAGGCACUUAAAGUUAAGAAAGUACAAGGCUUUAAAGCAGCGGGUGAGCUCAACCCUGAGAGUGUUGCCCAGUUGGAGAGCUUGCAGAAGGCUUUAAAAGAGAAGCAGAAAAUGUGUCAGAAGCUGGAGGAGAAACUGGCUUCUGCUCAGUCCAUCAUUGCACUGCAGAAACCCUCUAAUAGGGAUAAACACUCAGAGCGACGCAAAGCACCUCGUGUUGAACAGGAUGAUAAAGGCAUUCAGGUGGAUGCACAGGACCUUGGCUACGAGACAAGUGGAAGGAGUGAGACGGAGGUUGAAAAAGAGGAGGGCAGUAGCACAGAUGUAGACGGUGUUGUGGGUUUGGACCACGCUCUCUCUGGAUUCACCUCAGCAGACAAUCUGGACACCACAACUUCCAGCCCUUCUUACCCGAGUUCACCAGAUCUCAGCUCUCCCCGGCCUCGUGACCCUAAAUCUGACUCCACCCAUGAGCUCUUGCAACUCAGGUCACAGGUAGAAAGUCAGCACAAGGUCAUUGUUCACCUCCAGCGACUGCUGCCCAAGAAGUUCCAGACUGCCGAGGUUCCGAGUGUGAUCUCAGACACCACACGCGAUGAGGAAGAGGAGGAACGUGCCGCAAUGAAGGCACAGAUUUCCCAGCUUAACGCUGAACUGGACAGAGAGCGUACAAUUAACAGCCGUAAUGAAUCAGCUUCCCCUUCCAGGAUGGAGUCUCUGGUGCAGUCUCAGGCACGAGAGUUGUGCGAGUUGCGUGAGCAGAUUAGAAUCUCACGUACACUCGGUGCUGAACAGCGCAAACAGCUGCGAGAGCUUCGGGGAGCACUAGAGGAACUGAUGCAACCCAACGAUGGCCAGAGCCCCCUAGGCAUGAAUCUCAAAAAACACUUGGACCGGAGUCUGAGCCUACUAGACACACUGGAGCAAGCAGACCCUCGAUUGGAAAAUGAUGAGCUGCGGGAUUUGAGGUGGCUCAGAGGUUUACUGCGGAGCUCCAAGAGAAGGAGAAGCUCAUUCAGGAGCUGAAGGACCAGCUGCAUGGCAAAAUUAGCAGUAUGCAUCAGGAUUCAGAGUCUGAGAUGAGUGACAGAAUGUCUAGUGACAGCACCAUUUCUGUUCACGACAGUCUGUACGACCCUCAAACACACACUGCUAGAGGAGCAA
This is a messenger RNA of Silurus meridionalis, 6951 nucleotides long. It is a transcript of the gene cdk5rap2, whose product is annotated as CDK5 regulatory subunit associated protein 2. Gene Ontology annotation, cellular component: microtubule organizing center. Lineage: Eukaryota; Metazoa; Chordata; Actinopteri; Siluriformes; Siluridae. The record is from RefSeq and is a predicted model, not a curated record.